This is a messenger RNA of Lepus europaeus (European hare), 5335 nucleotides long. It is a transcript of the gene CILK1, whose product is annotated as ciliogenesis associated kinase 1. Gene Ontology annotation, cellular component: cytoplasm; nucleus; cilium. The transcript has 13 exons. The coding region runs from base 1 to 1899 and encodes 632 amino acids. Gene Ontology annotation, molecular function: ATP binding; protein serine/threonine kinase activity. Lineage: Eukaryota; Metazoa; Chordata; Mammalia; Lagomorpha; Leporidae. Gene Ontology annotation, biological process: protein phosphorylation; intraciliary transport; intracellular signal transduction. The record is from RefSeq and is a predicted model, not a curated record.
AUGAAUAGAUACACAAUGAUCAAGCAGCUUGGGGAUGGGACCUACGGUUCCGUCCUGUUGGGAAGAAGCAUUGAGUCUGGGGAACUUAUUGCUAUCAAAAAAAUGAAAAGAAAGUUUUAUUCCUGGGAGGAAUGUAUGAACCUUCGGGAGGUCAAGUCAUUAAAGAAGCUCAACCAUGCCAAUGUAGUAAAAUUAAAAGAAGUUAUCAGGGAAAAUGAUCAUCUUUAUUUUAUCUUCGAGUACAUGAAGGAAAAUCUUUACCAGCUUAUUAAAGAAAGGAAUAAGUUAUUUCCUGAGUCGUCUAUCAGGAAUAUCAUGUUUCAGAUCCUGCAAGGACUUGCCUUUAUUCACAAACAUGGCUUCUUCCAUCGGGACUUAAAGCCUGAGAACCUACUCUGCAUGGGACCAGAACUUGUGAAAAUUGCAGACUUUGGGCUGGCCCGAGAAAUCCGAUCCAGACCUCCAUACACGGACUAUGUAUCUACCAGAUGGUACAGGGCCCCAGAAGUACUCCUGAGAUCCACCAACUACAGCUCCCCUAUUGAUGUCUGGGCCGUGGGCUGCAUCAUGGCAGAGGUGUACACCCUCAGGCCGCUCUUCCCUGGUGCCAGUGAGAUUGACACGAUAUUCAAAAUUUGCCAAGUCCUGGGGACACCGAAAAAGACUGACUGGCCUGAAGGCUACCAACUUUCAAGUGCUAUGAACUUCCGCUGGCCCCAGUGUGUCCCCAAUAACUUAAAGACCCUGAUCCCAAAUGCUAGCAGCGAAGCAAUUCAGCUCCUGAGAGACAUGCUCCAAUGGGAUCCCAAGAAACGACCAACAGCUAGUCAGGCCCUUCGAUACCCUUACUUCCUUAUUGGGCACCCACGGGGCGGCACCCUACAGAGUGUUCAGGAUCCAGGAAAACCACAGAAAGACCUCUUGGAAAAAGCAGGCCCUGCUCCUCACAUAAAGCCUGUCCCUCCUGCCCAGCCCCCAACCAAGCCUCACCCACGGAUUUCUUCACGACCACAUCCCACCAGCCAGGCCCCUCAGCAUCUCACCUACCCCUACAAAGCAGAGGCCUCCAGGACAGAUCCCCCGAGCCAUCUUCAGGAGGACAAGCCCAGCCCCUUGCUCUUGCCAUCCCUGCACACCAAGAAUCCUCAGUCGAAACUUCCAGCUGGCCUAGAACACAAAAAUGGAGAGAUGAAGCCAAAGAGUAGGAGGAGAUGGGGUCUCAUUUCUAGAUCAACGAAAGAUUCUGAUGACUGGGCUGACCUGGACGACUUGGACUUCAGCCCAUCCCUCACCAGGAUUGAUGUGAAAAACAAGAAGAGACAGAGCGAUGACACUCUCUGCAGAUUUGAGAGUGUUUUGGACCUGAAGCCAUCUGAGCCCAUGGGUACAGGAAACAGUGCCCCUACCCAGACUUCAUAUCAGAGGCGAGACACCCCCACCCUGAGAUCAGCCGCCAAGCAGCACUACUUGAAGCACUCUCGAUACUUGCCUGGAAUCAAUAUAAGAAAUGGCAUCCUGCCAAACCCAGGCAAGGACUUCAUUCCAUCAAAUCCAUGGUCUAGUUCUGGUUUGUCCGGAAAGUCUUCAGGGGCAGUAUCGGUCAUCAGCAAAAUAAAUUCAGUUGGUUCCGGCUCUACAAGUUCUAGUGGACUGACUGGAAACUACAUCCCUUCCUUUCUGAAAAAAGAAAUUGGUUCUUCUAUGCAGAGGGUACACCUGGCACCUAUCCCAGACCCUGCCCCUGGUUAUUCUUCCCUGAAGGCUGUAAGACCUCAUCCUGGACGACCUUUCUUCCACACCCAGCCUAGAAGCACCCCUGGGUUGAUACCACGGCCUCCGGCUGCCCAGCCAGUGCACGGCCGGACAGACUGGGCUUCCAAGUACGCAUCUCGGCGAUGACCAUCUCAGCAGCGAAGCCCUUCAUAGGGGAAAACGGGACACUUCCCCUUAGCCAGUGCAUGUUCCACCUGCCAGAAACACACAGCUGGUGUAAAAGCAAACCAACUCUUUAUAGUUACCCUUCUGAACUGAGACAUUUCAAUAUUCUUUUUUAAAGUUUUUUUAAAUAUUGAUUUGGAUGCAAUACCCUUUUUUGUAUAGAAUUAUUUUAUUCUAAAACUGGGUCCCAUUAUUUUCUUAUACAGCAGCGUUUUGUAUAUAUGGGUUAUGUUUUAGCAUUUUAUACAGUCAACUUUGUAAUGAACUUUUUAAAGAUUAAGUGACUUUCCUUUGGGGUUCCAGAUAAUAUUUUAUACAGAUUUUGACAAAUGUAAUAAUAUUGAUGCAGUAUUGCAACAGGGGUGCAGUUUAUGCGAUAAAGGGUUAUUUACUCUGUGUGGAGAUAUUUGGAAAGUAGUUAAAUUUUAAACGUGGCUCAUUAGGUACUUCAGACUCUCCUGGAUUGACAUUAGAAAAGCAUCCCUCUGCUUUUCUUAAGAUAUCAUUAAUUUGAAUUUUUGAUGCCACUGUGCAGUCCGGAAGGUACCACUAUAGAAUCGACUUUGUUUUAUUUUUAUUUCCAGAUGAAAGAACUCUAAGUAAAUGUUUUUUUGAAAUUGGUGCAACACCCUUUAAUGUAGUUUCAGAUACCCAAAUGAAACCAAGCUUCAUCAUGCUAUGCCUUCGUAUUCGAUUUUCUCCCAUUUUUAAAAUCGUAUAAGUAUCCAUAAGAGGGAUGCUUCCAUGUCAAAAGAUUCGCAACAUAAAGGUUAACACAGUCUGUUAUGUCCCUGCUACGACACAUGGCCAAAAGAAACACAAAUUUGAAAGCCACCGAAAAACUUUUAUUAUAAUAACUGAGAUAGAAACUUGCAUUUGGCUCAGUUCUCCAGGCCUGGCUCGAAGCAGCCAGUGAAUAAUCUUCUGUCUCAACUGAAUUCUCAGGACAGUCUGGGUAAGGGAAGGUUUAUGGCAGUCACAGUUACCAUAGCGUGCCACAUCUAACUCCUAACCCUUGUGUAGUUUCUUUUGAGAGUGAGAACUCUAUUGGGCAGAGGCUAUUCAUUGAGAGCAAUGUUUACAGUGAUUUUUGAAAAUGACAAAGCUAGUUUGGAGACAGAAAAACAGGAAAGGUCCACUCUCAUCCAUCUCUGUAUGGCAUAUGUGCCUCCACUCAUGGUUACCUUACAGGCAAGAGGAAUGGUCACCAUCAGUGAGCGUGACAUGGUCUCAGCAGUGUAUCAACUCACAGUCUCCCGGGGUUCAAACUACUCUUUUGGGUCCAAGUUCUAGAAUACAACAAGUUCAACCACAUGAAAUGUACACUUUUUAAAGAUUAAAAAUGUAUAAAUAUAGGCACUUUCCUAUGGUUCAACCUAAUAAGUUGGCAAAUGAUUGCUUUGGUGGGUUAAGAAUACUUUGCAGCCUGAACAAAUUACCAUGGCUUCCAAAGGACUCUAACCUAAAAUCAGGGAGUAAUUUAUACUUUGGAGAAUCCUGCUCAGAAAUAUACUUGACCAAGCACUAUGACUUUUUGGAGCAUGAGAAAAGCACAUAAUGGAUGUGGACUUGAUACGUAAUUGUGUCCUGUCUACAAGCUGGCAGCAACUCUUAAUGUGUAAAUAUAAGCACAACUUGAAGCUGAAUUCAUUUCUGUAUUCUAUUUUCAACUCGUUAUCUAAAGCAACAGAAAAUGUUUUCAGAGAUGAGUCCUCUACUAUGAGGUUAAUAUUUAUUUUCUCUUUCUGUAUUAUAUAUAAAAAAUAAAUUAAUCUGCAACCUUGCUCAGCUUUCCGGAAAGCUGGUUUGAGAUUGUAUAUACAUACCCCUUAGAGAAGCAAGUGGGUUGUUAAUACUCUUUGUACUCUAGUUUGUGUUAAGAUCAUUCCAAUUUUUUAAAUUGAAAAAAUCUAGUUACCCAGUUAUUGCACACAGAAAAAUUGAUUUUGUAAUCCUUUUGUAGAGCUCAACUUUAAAAUACUACACUUUUUUUUUCUUUUUACCCUUUCUUUUGUUUACUAACAAACAACUUACCUUGAGAAGUCAAACACAUGUUCAUGUGAAAGUCACAAAGCUGAUGUACAGUUGAGAAAACUAGGAGACUGUAAAAAAUAAAUCAGUUCUAAAGGACUAGCAACAUCCUAUAAACUACUCUUUUUUUCCCACAAAAUGAGUUAAGAGGACAAGUUGUAUAUGCAACAUAUAUACUGUAGAAGGGAAUAGUGGCCAUUUUUUGUUAAGUGCAAAUAAAAUGCUUGUUUUGCAUACUUUUAGUUGCUAUAUAAUUAAUAAAACAUCAUGCAAGACACCAACAGGAAUGAAGAGUGUUAACUGUACCUACCAUGAUGAUACCUCAUUUACAGUGAGAGCUUUCUGGGAUGUGAGGAAAUGGUACAGAGCUGGCUCUCAUUCUGUAACCAAAGGUUCAGAAAGUGGUGUGCUAGGGAGUACAGGUGUGCCUCCCUUAGAGCAAGCCCGGGAGGUGGGGUGAGGGCUGUAUUUUUAUUGGAGCUACUCUUGGCUUGAUUGUUCAUUUUACAGUACAAUUCUAUCAAUUACCAAGACCUCACCCGUUUCAUGCUUGAAUGAUUUUAGUAGGAAUAACAUUGAUUUACAAAUAAUGUCACAUCUCUUGCAUAAAGAACUAUAGACAUUUAAUAAAGUGACACCAUAUGGUUUUCAAAAGUUGAAUACAAUCAAGGCAAUCCACACCAAACAAAAUAAGAAUUGUUUCCUUUUUUUGACAUAACUAUAGGUACUUUGAGUUCAUGGGCAUCAGGUUUUCUCAUGAAGUAGCUUUUCCCUACCAUUAAGCCAUUUUUUUUUGUGCCAUUUAGGACAGGGACAAAAAAGAAUGCAGGCUGUACAUCUCAGCUGAACAUAUGACCAAAAGCAAUAUGUUUUUAAGAAAAUGUUUUACAUACUAAUUUUGUAUCAUUUUAAGCAUACUGUAGCAACUUGUUUGUUUAAUAUAUGUGGUUAAUUUUUAUUUUUACAAUUUCCAACCAAAUGUACUGUACUUUUAUGUAUUUAUUGUAAAGAUUUUCUCAUGGGAACCAUUUAAAAAGACAAACUGGAGGUAUUAUCGGUAUUAUUGGUUUCUUAUUGACAUUGUGCUAAUGUGAAUUUAAAAUGACCUGAAAAACUCUUCUGAUCUCAGAUAUCUCAGAACAGAUAGCAGUUGAGUCACCAGAUUUGAGUACAAUGGAGUAACAGAAUAUUUUCAUUUAUAGAGCAAAUAUUCGUAAUAAUGAGAAGAUAGAACAGAAAACCACUUAAGCAAGACUACAGAAAUCAAUGCUUUUUGAAUAGUUUGUCUUAAGGUGUUUAAAAAUGUUAACUCUAUGUAAGGAAAAUUCUCCUGCUCCAAAUAAAAUUACACUUUACCAAAAACUGA